Phoenix dactylifera (date palm) is the source of this 3768-nucleotide messenger RNA. RefSeq names its product high affinity K+ transporter 5 (gene HAK5). Gene Ontology annotation, cellular component: membrane. The record is from RefSeq and is a predicted model, not a curated record. Gene Ontology annotation, molecular function: potassium ion transmembrane transporter activity. Lineage: Eukaryota; Viridiplantae; Streptophyta; Magnoliopsida; Arecales; Arecaceae. Gene Ontology annotation, biological process: potassium ion transmembrane transport.
AAACCAUAGGAGGUUUUGUUGUUUAGCAUGAUAAUUCCGUCUCAGAAACAAACUUAAUUAUGUGCUGACUCCAACAAGAGAUAAUGGCACAAGCACAAGCUGACUAAAAUGAUAAAGAGUAACUGAAACUAGUGCCUUAAUGUAGAAAUUUAUUAUAUAUGCACUAAUCUGAUGCUUUUCAAGUCCAUAUGCCACAACAAUGAAAAGGAAUUGUGAGUUUCUUGCAUUAUAAUGGUCAUAAGACAUACGAAAGAUUGCUUGCAGGUAGAAAACCAUGUUGAGUUGAUCCUUGAGUGACAGUUUGUGGCUUUGUGCUACAUAAAGCCUGUUGAUGUCUUACCAUAUUAAUAAUGAUAUUUGUAUAUGCAGCACCAUCGCCAUAUGUGAUGCAACAAAAAAGUAGGAAAAAAAAAUUCAUCAGCAGAGCUGGAGGUGCAGGAUUGGCAUAUGACUCAAACCAGCCAACACACCCAUAUAUCUUUCACCUUUUUUCAUUUUUCUCCCAGGGUAAGGAUGCAUUUUGUUUUUUUAGUAAAAAAAUUGUAGGAGAUCAAUUUAACAACAACAGCUCUAGCAUGAGUUGAUACAUGCAUGCAUUAUGCAUUUGCAGACAAGCUUGCAGGUAUGCACAGCCAAGGACAUAAUUGCUGGAUGCUUGUGUUUUGAGAAUCUGCAAAUUUCACAAGUUUGAAUGAAGUGUAUGACAUCCAGCAUGAUGUUUCCUUGAUCUUGACAGUUUGAUUCAGAUGAAAAUUAAGGAGCUAAAGAAACUCAAAUAUAAGAAAAAACUGAAAAUGGAUAUUAGGAGUGCUAAUGCAGUAUGGUAUUAUGUAAGCAAUUGCCUGAUGUUUUCAAGUCCAAAACUAACAAUAAUACAAAAGGCUAUGCUACUUCCAGAAAUAAAAUAACCGGUGCAUAAGAAGAAAGAUUCAACGAAUAUACCACAAAGAUACAAAGCUUUCAGCUGAUAUUUCAACAAAAAUAACAACUCAGGAUUAAAAUAUUCAUUUUCCAGUAAGCCUCAUGUCUCCACUGCCUAUAAAGCCAAGGCAGGUGAAAGAUGGCUCGAACAUACAACAAAGUAUCAGAUAUGGCUGAUACAACAUGUGAUGAUGGUGGCAAAGGAGCGAAGGUUAGGAAAUCAGAAGAUGCUUUGGAAGGACGAAAACCAUCAUGGGGAAAGCUUCGCCGUAUCGACUCACUGAAUUUGGAGGCAGAGAGAGUCUCAAACAUCCGAACCCAUGGUGCUCAGAUGGGUUGGAGCAGGACACUGCAUCUAGCAUUCCAGAGCAUUGGGGUGGUGUAUGGGGACAUUGGGACAUCACCGCUAUAUGUCUAUGCAAGCACCUUUACAGAUGGGAUCAAAGAAACAGACGACCUCUUGGGUGUCCUGUCUCUCAUUAUCUACACUAUGAUUCUCAUACCUCUGCUCAAGUAUGUCUUUAUUGUCCUGUGGGCUAAUGAUGGUGGUGAUGGAGGGACAUUUGCGCUUUACUCACUGAUAUCUCGGUAUGCAAACGUGAGCUUGAUUCCAAAUCAACAAGCUGAAGAUGCAAUGGUCUCAAACUACAAAUUAGAGACACCAUCAACCAGAAUGAAGAGGGCUCAGUGGGCUAAAGAAAAGCUGGAGGGCAGUACAGUGGCUAAGGUUGCGCUUUUCCUCAUCACAAUCCUAGGGACUUCAAUGGUUAUCGGAGAUGGAGUCUUAACUCCAUCCAUUUCAGUGCUAUCUGCUGUGAGUGGAAUCAAGGAGAAAGCAGCCUCCCUGAACGAAGGGAGCAUUGUCAUAAUUUCCAUAGCCAUCUUGAUCGUGCUGUUUUCUGUUCAACGUUUCGGAACAGAUAUAGUUGGUUAUUCGUUUGCCCCUAUCGUGUUAAUAUGGUUUAGCUUUAUUGGCGGUAUUGGACUCUAUAACUUAAUCAAGUACGAUUUGGGUGUUUUGCGUGCGUUCAAUCCAAAAUACAUAAUAGAUUAUUUUAAAAGAAAUGGAAGAAAGGGAUGGGUCUCUCUUGGUGGCGUUGUGCUCUGCAUUACAGGAACGGAAGCAAUGUUUGCUGACCUGGGUCACUUUAAUGUCAGAGCCAUUCAGAUCAGCUUCUGUUUUGUUUUGCUCCCAGCAGUAUCACUAGCUUACAUUGGGCAAGCUGCAUAUCUUACCAAAUUCCCAGAGGAAGUUGCUGAUACUUUCUACAAAUCAAUUCCAGGUCCACUAUUCUGGCCAACAUUUAUAGUGGCUGUCUCUGCUGCCAUCAUUGCUAGCCAAGCUAUGAUAUCAGGUGCCUAUGCGAUCAUAUCACAGUCACAAGCUCUAGGAUGCUUCCCAAGGGUUAGGGUUUUCCACACUUCUCCGAAAUAUGAAGGGCAGGUGUAUAUUCCUGACAUAAACUAUGCACUCAUGAUUGCCUGUGUAAUAGUAACGGCUAGCUUCAGAACAACAGAAAAGAUCGGACAUGCCUAUGGAAUUGCAGUGGUUACUGUAAUGCUCAUCACAACAUCCAUGGUCACACUCAUUAUGAUUGUCAUAUGGAAAACGAACAUUUGGUUGAUUAUGCUGUUCUUCUCAGUGUUCAGUGCAAUAGAGAUCCUAUAUUUAUCUUCAGUCCUAUACAAGUUCACAGCUGGCGGAUACCUACCACUAGUCUUCUCACUUUUCAUGAUGCUAAUAAUGGGUACAUGGCACUAUGUGCAUGUAAAAAGAUACAAGUUCGAGCUCAAACACAGAGUCUCAAGUGAUUACAUAACACAAUUAUCCUUCAAACAAGAUGUAAGAAGGUUACGAGGGGUUGGAUUUCUAUACUCUGAGCUCGUCCAAGGUAUCCCACCCAUAUUCAGCCACUUUGUUGAGAAAAUACCCUCCCUUCAUUCUGUUCUUGUGUUUGUUUCAAUAAAGCACUUGCCAAUCAGUAGAGUGGAAAUGCAAGAACGCUUUCUUUUCAGACAAAUUGGACCAAGGGACUACAGAAUGUUCCGAUGUGUGAUACGCUAUGGAUAUAGAGAUGUUCUGGAAGAGGCCAAGGAAUUUGAACUAUUGCUCAUUGAACAACUGAAGCAGUUUAUCCACCAUGAGUACUUCUUUCUCGAAAGUGGACCUGCUAAGCAAAGUGAUCCACUGCCUGAGGCAGCAAACCUUGCAAGCUCGGUGCUUGAAACAAGUGAAGCCAAGCCACAAAGAACAGGAUCAUCCACAGUGCACGUCGAGGAAACAUUGAAGCCACAAAGUUCACCUAAUGUCUCUUCAAGAUCGAUCCAUUAUGGCAUCAGCAAAUGCUCAACAAACUCUUCUGGCAGAAUUGCGGCCGCACAGAUUCUGUCAGUUGAAGAGGAGAAAGAGUUUGUUCAGAAAGAAAUGGAGAAGGGGGUGGUUUAUCUAUUGGCAGAAGCUGAAGUUGUAGCAGAGAAUAAUUCCUCUAUUAUCAAGAAAUUAGUUGUCAACUACAUCUACGAUUUCAUAAGGAGAAACAUCAGGCAGGGGGAGAAGGUUUUGUCAAUUCCACGGGGCAAGCUGCUCAAGGUGGGAAUGACAUAUGAAAUCUAGAUUGUCCAAAGAAGCUUCAUUGUCACAGUAUUAUCCAGAUAAUGCCCCCCUGGAUUCCACAAAAGCGUGAUCGUUUAUGGCAUACUGUUGGCUGGAAAAGCCAAAAACUCUUGUAAGAAUAAAUUACCAGAAUAUAUGUGAAAAGAACUCGAGCACACAAGCAAUAUGCUUCUGUAUGUUUUGGACUCCUAAGGUAUAAUAUAGAGAUUAAGAGGCAUGCAUUUUAAACAUAU